Messenger RNA from Nymphalis io (European peacock), 935 nucleotides. RefSeq lists its product as uncharacterized. The transcript is spliced from 3 exons. NCBI's taxonomy places the organism in Eukaryota, Metazoa, Arthropoda, Insecta, Lepidoptera, Nymphalidae. The record is from RefSeq and is a predicted model, not a curated record. The coding region runs from base 87 to 737 and encodes 216 amino acids.
GACAAAACAGACUUGGUAUCGCCGUAAAUUAAUACUACAAAUGUAAAAUUCUUAUUUGAUAUUUUCAAUUUUUAAUUACUCUAAAAAUGGCUUUAAAAGCUUACGAAGAUGCGUGUAUGAGAGCGGAACUAUUCGGCCAACCAAAACCAGAGCGAGAAGAUUUUUUAUCAAAACAUAAACAUUUGGAUGUAGUCGAGUUUGAGGAAGUUGAUAUAAGGACUACAGAGAAUACGGCGAUGUUAACUGAUGAUUUGAAUCAUGCAAGUGGGGGUCUCGCGGAACUGAACACAAUACUUACGUCUACACAAACCAAGCUUAAUCGUCUGAAGGGUGUCUGCGGUACUGUUACCAACUUUUUUCGUAUUAAAUUAGCUACAAAAGAUAAUUUAUCCUAUUCAAGCGAACCGAGUUAUGUUGGACAGACUAAUUAUGACAAGGAUUAUAUACCACCAAAAAGUUCGGAUGUUGGCUUUAUAAACAAAGGCCUUGGUCCUGAUGACAAUGAAAUGACGCCGCAUACGAAAAUAAUGGAGCAAAAUAGCCGCGACAUUAAUUCCGCUCUAGCGGAAUUUGAAAAGGUUGAAAACAAUUGCUUAUUAGGUAAAGCGGUUGUGCAAGAUUUUAGUAAACAAGUUUCUUCACAAAGAAGUAAGUUGGAUAAUUUGAUUCUACAGGCUGAAAGGGCUGAAUCCUCAUUAAAAAGUCAAAAUCGACAAAUGAGGACUUUUUUUCGAUAAAGAAAAGGUAUUAUGUCUAUGCCGCCAAUAUAUGCCAAAUUACAUUAAUUCAUUGUGCAAUGAUAAUUCAAUACGCUUGGUAUUACCAGCAAUAAUUAAUUUAUUUUGUUUGCAAAAUAUACGGUUGAUUAGGAUAAAUGAAGUAAUUAAAUUACGGACAUUAUUUUGCUAAAGACAUAUUAUUAUUUUCUUAAUGAG